Molecule: messenger RNA, 1877 nt
Organism: Clarias gariepinus (North African catfish)
Lineage: Eukaryota; Metazoa; Chordata; Actinopteri; Siluriformes; Clariidae
Product: dehydrogenase/reductase SDR family member 13-like
Exons: 5
Coding region: 1-957 (318 amino acids)
Source: RefSeq, a predicted model, not a curated record
AUGUUGCUCCUGCUGAUCAUCUGUGGAGCUCUCCUCGGUGUUUACCUAGUUUUGUCCUUAACAGUUUUGAAAAUGCCUAAAUGUAAGAGCUCUGCAAAACUACAUGGCAAGACAGUCAUCAUAACAGGUGCAAACACGGGCAUUGGGAAGGCCACAGCACUGGAGCUUGCUAAGAGAGGAGCACGUGUGAUACUGGCUUGCAGGGACCGGCAGCGAGCCGAGACUGCCCUAAAGGAUAUUAAAAAGGCAAGUGGAAGUGAUCAGGUGGUGUAUAUGCAUUUGGACCUGGCCAGUCUCCAGUCUGUUCGCUCCUUCGUUGAGAACUUUCUCAAGACCGAGCCCAGGCUCAACAUACUCAUUAACAAUGCAGGAAUUUUGCUUCCAGGCGAGACGGAGGAAGGUCUUGGUAUGAUGUUUUGUGUCAAUCAUAUCGGCCACUUCCUGUUAACGGUUCUGCUGAUGGAGCGACUGAAAGAGUGCGGGCCGAGCCGAGUCAUCACGGUCGCCUCGGGCUUGUACAAGAUGGGGAACAUCAACUUUGAUCGCAUCAUCACUCACAGAGAUCUGGGCCAAAUAAAUAAAAGGAUAGACAUGGUUGCGGCUUACUGCCACAGCAAACUCUGCAACAUCCUGUUCACACACGAGCUGGCCAAGAGACUGGAGCGAACAAAUGUCACCUGCUACAGCGUUAAUCCAGGGUCUGUAAAAACAGACAUACAUCGUCACAACUCACUAUGGGUUAAGAUUUUACUUGAGCCGAUCAUGGCACUGUUCUACGUGAAUGCAGAGUCAGGAGCUCAGACAUCCCUCCACUGUGCUCUCCAGGACGGCAUCGAACACCUGAGUGGCUUCUACUUUUCCGGGUGCGAGGUGGAGGACUUGCUCCCCAAGGCUCGAGAUGACGCCAUAGCCAAGAAGCUUUGGGAAGUCAGUGAAAGACUCUGUGGCCUAGCUUGACUUUGUACAAGUAGGCCUUUACUGAUGUUUAGAAUGUGAUGCAAAACAUCUAAUCUGGUAUAAAAAUACACCUCUAAACAUUAGGUAAACUGCAUGAGAUGUGACGAAGACGGUGAGAGGAAUGUAACAGUGUCAUUUGCAUGGUUUCACAGUGCGAGAUGGUAAACGCCUUAACAAAAAAAACUGACUACACCCAAAGGUGGGAAGGUAAAAGCAAAUUGAGAUCAUUACAGCUUGUAAAAAGCAGUAAAGGUCACAAUUUCUCAUCUCGUCUUAGGCAAUCGAAUAUGGUGUAUGUACAUGUUGUUAAAAAAAUAAAUAAAUAAAUAAAAAGGAUGAAGCCAUAUAUACAAUAUUAUAUCCACAACAGCUCAGUAGAGUUAUGAAGGGGGGGGGGGGGGGCACCUGUCAACAGUGUCACUGAUGUCAUUCGGCAUUCUUGAGUUAAAUAUAUCAAGCAUAAGUGAAGUCAACACUCAUAAUAAUCACUCUGCACUAAGUCAGGCAAAAUUCCGAUGAUUCCUAAACAGUAAGCCAAUUGCGCAAAUUCACAUAGCUGAGAAAUGUGAACUCAACUCACUUUUUGGACAUGCUUUUUCUGAAUCAAUAUAUUUGUAUGAAUAAUUUGAUAUGCAAAUAGAUUGAAGGUGUUUAUUAAGGGAAAAACUAAACAUGUUGCUUGUGACAAAAACAUUCAUAUGUCUCUUUCAAUACAUAAUCAGGUGCAUUGGGCUGUACUUUCUAAAAAUUGGUUCAUAUAUCUAUUUCUUUUUUUUAAAUCUGGCAAACAAAAAGAUUAUUUUGCAUGUAUGUAAAAUUUCAUUUCAGUUAUGGUUAUUCAUACUUAUACAUAUAUUUCUUCCUUACUGGUUCAGGGUAGCGAUAGUGCUUAUUGGUACUCUGUUUAAUUUUUUUUUAAA